AUACUUAAUCCCCACCCUGUAACUAAACUCGUUCGCGAUGUUUAUGGCCCACACCUACACCUCAAACAAGAUCUGGUGGCCAGUCGUGUAUCAGGUUUGCGUAGUAAUGCCAAAUACAGUGAAGCACCAUGGGCAGUUUACUUAUUGUUUAAAUUCUGGCACUACUUUGACGACAGCGCUUGUAGUGGUGUUUUGGUCGCCAAACUAUGGGUCCUAACGGCCGCCCAUUGUUUCGGAAACGAUACCAAUCGGCGACUAGUUAUUAGGGCCGGGAAUACACAAAAAACGGGUCGGGAAUCCCGGGAAAUGGAUCGCGUGGUGUUUCAUCCGAAAUAUAACUCUUCGAAACCUACUCUACAUGAAAUCGCUUUGGUUAAACUUAAUGAGGCUUUUACUAAGACUAUUGAUAACAGACACUACACUAUAAACCCGAUAUGUCUGCCAAAUAAGGAUCAAUGGAAUCAAUACCAAGAGUUGGCCACUAUUUUUGGUUUUGGUAUAAUCGACGAAAAGACUAAACUCAGAACCGAUUGGCUCCAGACGGGGGACAUGUGGUUACAACCAUAUUAUAACUGUAAAGUUGGCUCUUACCAA
This is a messenger RNA of Medioppia subpectinata, 594 nucleotides long. The record is from the annotation of a GenBank genome assembly. Lineage: Eukaryota; Metazoa; Arthropoda; Arachnida; Sarcoptiformes; Oppiidae.